This is a messenger RNA of Rhinopithecus roxellana (golden snub-nosed monkey), 1123 nucleotides long. RefSeq names its product ripply transcriptional repressor 1 (gene RIPPLY1). Lineage: Eukaryota; Metazoa; Chordata; Mammalia; Primates; Cercopithecidae. Gene Ontology annotation, biological process: negative regulation of transcription by RNA polymerase II; embryonic pattern specification. Gene Ontology annotation, cellular component: nucleus. Bases 1 to 456 code for a protein of 151 amino acids. The record is from RefSeq and is a predicted model, not a curated record. The transcript is spliced from 4 exons.
AUGGACUCUGCUGCCUGUGUUGCUGCUGCCACCCCUGUUCCAGCCCUGGCCCUGGCCCUAGCUCCAGACCUAGCACAAGCCCCACUGGCACUCCCUGACCUGCUAAGCCCAUCUCCCCUUCUCUCCUCUGGAAAAGAAGUAGAUGGGAGUGAAAGAGGAACUUGUCUCUGGAGGCCCUGGCUGUCUUCCACAAAUGACUCCCCAAGGCAGAUGAGGAAGCUGGUGGAUUUGGCUGCUGGCGGAGCAAUAGCUGCUGAGGUCACCAAGGCUGAAUCCAAGUUCCAUCACCCUGUCAGGCUCUUCUGGCCUAAAUCCCACUCCUUCGACUAUCUGUACAGUGCUGGGGAGAUUUUACUGCAGAACUUUCCUGUCCAGGCAACCAUCAACCUAUAUGAGGACUCAGACAAUGAAGAAGAAGAGGAAGAUGAAGAAGAGGAGGAUGAAGAAGAGAAGUAGGAGGCCGAUGAAAAGGGGCCAGAAGGGUGUGUGAGGGUACCAGGGUCCAUAUCCUACAGCACCACAGCUCAUCCCCCUUCCCCACCCCUAACCUAUCCAAAUGGUGGCAGCCAGAGUCUGAUUGGGAUUCAAUUUGUCUGGCAAGUUUCCACAGACCUCAAUUAGAUAGAGCUUUCUGGACUGAAAAUUGAGUCCUCUAACUGCCCAGCUCACCCUGGCUUACCUGACUGGCCUAUAAGCCCAGGCCUCUGGCAUCUCAUUGUCUGGGCUGCUGUUGUGUUGACUAUGGGAGGGUUCUAGGAGCUCUAGAAGAAGGAAGGCUUGCUGAAGCCUCCAGGAAGCAGAGCAGGGCAGGGCAUGCCCUUGCGGAGGGAAGUAGUCACUCCUCAAGUCCUUUGACUCCCCAGCCUUCCCAGGUGGGCAUGUAGUCUCGUCUCUCUGUGGAAAGCCUGACUUCUGGCUUCACCCCCAGGAAUACCAACAGCAGAUCCAUGCAAGGUUGGGGUGCCUUUCUGAUGAGUCUUACAGUAAGGGAAGGGGGCAUGUAGAGAAUCGGCUUCCUCUGGGGAUGACCCCCAUUUUGCCUGCUGUCCAUUGAAGUCUGUGUGUUGGCAUGAGAUGAAUCAGGAGAAAAAUAAACUGGAGGGUGUUUUCCUUUUUCUUGGAA